Molecule: messenger RNA, 3689 nt
Organism: Grus americana (Whooping crane)
Lineage: Eukaryota; Metazoa; Chordata; Aves; Gruiformes; Gruidae
Exons: 10
Coding region: 2323-3672 (449 amino acids)
Source: RefSeq, a predicted model, not a curated record
GUGAAGAACUGCAUGCGGAAAAGGAACGGGGCAGCCUUCCUACCAUAGCUGUGUCCAGAGCUGGCUGUCACUUCUCCAAACAGACGAUGGCACCUGAGCCGGUUUGGAAUCUGCAGUCCUAACAUGCUCAGCCAAGUUUUCUAUAAAACUAAGCUCAGGAAGCGCGCUUCAUCACACAGCAUUACAACUUCCGACUUGUCAUAGUACCCCGGUGAGGUGUUCACAGCCCCAUCUGAACUGCCUGCAGCUGCACGCAGCAGUGGGAUCUCCGCGCAACUUCUGAUCGUUACAAACCACCAGCGUCUCAAUUGGAGAAGUGCGGGCUACACUGUGAUUUCAUGAGAGGCAAGUUGGAGAGCGCUGAGGCAGGGGCAGGCGGAGCCCCUCCGGCUCCCCGCCCGCUCCGCUUCUCAGGUACCCGCCGUGGGGGGCCUGCCCUGCCCGCCCUCCCCAGCCCCGUCCCGUCCCGGUCCCCGUCCCGGAACCCCAGGGAGGGAGCAAAGCGGCACUCACCAGCGCGUCCCGCUCGGCUACGGUCCCCGCCAUCUUGUGGAAGCGGCGGCGGCGCUGGCCCAGGAGGACAUCGAAGAUCCUGUUUGCACCACAAACAAGGUGAGGCAGCCAGAGCAGGAGCUGUGCCUCUGUGUGCCACUGUCCUACCUGUGUGAUGGCUGCUCCUGUGGUUUUGCCUAAGGAGGCGCUCACCAGUAGAAGAGGACUGCUCUGCUGUGCCCAGCAGUUGGUGGAGCAGGGCUGCAUUUCUGGGCAGCACUGUGCCUCCCACCCACGGUGGAGCUUCCUCAAGACCCAGCUUCCCAGCAGGUUCCCCUCUGCAAAGGGCUGCAGGAUUGUUUGCUGGAGUCUGCACCAGGAACCAAAGAUAUGUACAUAAAGGCAUGUCAGAUAAGGCAUUAGUUGCUGGUUGAAGGCUGUUGGUGUUCAGGAACUUUCAUCUCUUCCAGUGCCUUCCAUGGAAAACUGAUGCCCAAAGGCAUAGGGCAGGUAGAGGUAAUACCUGCAAAGUUGUGGCAGGAGCUGCAGGCAUCCACAGGGGACAGACUAUUUUUAUGACUUGGAGGCUGGUCUUCCCUGAUGUGUCCUAUCUGGGGCUAUUUUAGUAUUAUCGUUGUCAUAUCUCAAUAAUUUUAUCGUGAAUCUCAUGAUGUUGGCUCUUUUUUUUUCUUUCGGUUUCCUUGUCCUUCCACAAGUACCUGGCUUUUACUUUAUUCACACAUUUGUUUUUUUCUACAGAGAGAAUUUCUAGCCUUUUUUUUUAAAGACACAAAUUCUAGCAAUUUGAGAAUGUGGCUACUUUCCUAAGAACUGAAAUUCAGCAGCAAUUAAAAAGGACUGUUAUAUAAAUAUAUACACACACACGUGUGGGGGAUUCAUGACUAUGAUGCAUCAUGCCUCUAUACAUCUGCUAGAGGAUGUGGAAUAAGACUGCAAAACGGCUUUUACCCAUGAGUAUCAGGACAUCAAAAGGUCUUCCAAUAUACGUUUCAAAUUAUGAGUGACUGCUGUUCAUCUUCUUUAUCCCUGUACCAUAACAAGAGGUGGCCUUCCCAUUUUGGAAACCUCGGCUGCUGCUUCCGCAUUAAAAUCCUGAGAGAGAAGGGAAAACUACAUCUACUUAGCACCAUAAGGCAGGACUGAGCACAGGACAAAGCAAUGUAGACGGUUGUGAUGCGCAGUUCCUCAUUGACAAAAGAACCGAUCUAAUGGUCACAUUUUUAGGGAUUUAUUUUGCUCCCUCUUUAAACACUGCUGGCCUUCGCUGGGCUAUGGCGGCAGCACUUCAGGCUGGUCUAGGUUCUGCCAAUCGUCCUGGGGCAUGAACGGUCCUAGCGAGACCAGCCUUCAGACAUCCCAGGCCCUGGAGACCUGCCCGGCGGGGGGAAGGCUGGAGCAAAGAAGAGGUGCCCUCCGUGCAAGAGGCUCCGGCAGGAUGAGGUGUCAGAGGAUGAGAUUAGAGAAGACUUGAGCAAAGCGGGGAGGCAGAAGACGUCCCUGUCGGGCCCCCACGGGGUGCACCCUCAAGUGCCGAGGGGGCUGGCAGGUGGCCUUGCGAGGCCCCUCCACAAGGGAGAUGCGCCUGAGGACUGGAAGAAAGCAAAGAGCCCAUGGGCUGAGGAGCAGCGCAGUGGCCGGGAAAGCGGCCGAGCGGCCGGCCCCAGGGGGUGGUGGCCGGUGGCACCAAGUCGAGUCGGAGGCCAGGGAGGAGCGGUGAGCCGCGAGGCAAGGGGCAGUGCCAGCAGGUGGAGGCAGGUGGUCCUCGCCCCGGGCUGUGCCCUGCUCUGGGCUCCCCAGUGCAAGGCAGCCAUGGCCAUCCUGGAGAGAACCCUCAGCCCAGUGCCCCCCCCAGUGCCCCUCCCACUUUCCGUUGGGCUCCCAGCGUUGGUCAGUUGGAGCCAACAGCCCGCAGAGACAGCAGCACGGAGCUGUGCUGGCACGCAGCAGCGCUGCGAGGAGGCAGGAUCUGGCCGAGCAGCCACUAGCACCGGCACCGGCGGCCCGCUUCCCAUCCUCGCCAUCGCCGGCUGGCGCGAGUCCUUGGUGCCCGGCGAGGGGCCUCCUGUCCCGGGCGCGAUGGGCCAGGCCAACUGCUGCUGCGGCUCCAGGGAGGCUCUCAGCGAGGCCGAGGCGGUGCUGAGCGCGGACGUGCAGCUGAGCCGGGGCCGCGAGAGGAGCGCGAGGCGCCUUCUCCUCCUCCAAGAGGAGCUGGUGGUGGCCAAGUUGCAAGGUGGCACCAGCCUGCGCCCACAGCUGCGCCUGGCCCUGGAGCAGCUGUGGGUGCUGAGCGGCAGGAAGGAGGCGGCGGGGGAGGAAGAAGAGGAGGAGCAGGAAGGCAGCGGCGUGGACAGGAGCUCCCUCGUCUUCGUCUGGCCCAGCGGCUCCUGCAUUGCCACUUUCGGCUCCCGGGCACUGAAGGAGCUGUGGCUGGGCACACUGCUGGGGGCACCCGAAGGAGCCGCGAAAGUGCGGGUGACCCGUCUCCCAUCGCUCCAAGUCCUGGAGAAGGAGCUGAGGCGCCGCCGUGCCGUGAGUGUCUCUCUGGCCUGGGCUCUGUCCCCGAGCGAGCGCUGGUCCUGCAGCUGCCGAGCAGCAGAGGCACGGCUGCUCAGCUCCUCGCCCUCUUUCUCGCUUGGCCAGGGGAGGACAUUCAGCGCCAGGAGCCUGGAGAGGCUGCUGGAGGGCCAGGCCAAGGCCGAUCGCAAGCAAGGGCUCGCGCCGGUCCCGUCCGGCGACGCGGGGGCACGCUGCCGCUCAGCAGGUGAGUAUUGGAAAGCAAGGCCAGCUCCUGCAACCGACCGGCUGAGCUGUGCUCACUUGUCCCUUGAGUGUCGCCAUGCAGGUGCGGUAGCCCGAGGGAGGACGUCGGCGGGAGGAGCAAGGACACCCGCUGGGCAGCGGCCGCUGGAUGUGGUUCUGCGGGGACAGGGAGCCUCUGCUGCUGCUGCUGCUGCUGCUGCUGCCCCGGGGCUUGGCAGGGCGAGGGCUGGGCCGGGCUGUCCCGGUGGCACGCCGGCUCUCGGGAGCCUCCGAGCGAGCCAGAGCCGCGGUUCCGGCCGCUGGCUCCCUGCCCCCCCUGCCGCACCGCUCAGCGCUGCGCUGCAGGGCAGGGCAGGGCAGGGCAGGCUCCGGGAGCGCUGGCCUGGCGGUCUCCAUUGAGGGGCUCGUGCUCUCUU